Messenger RNA from Camellia sinensis, 1480 nucleotides. RefSeq lists its product as uncharacterized. Gene Ontology annotation, cellular component: membrane. Gene Ontology annotation, molecular function: zinc ion binding; ubiquitin-protein transferase activity. The record is from RefSeq and is a predicted model, not a curated record. Gene Ontology annotation, biological process: protein ubiquitination. Lineage: Eukaryota; Viridiplantae; Streptophyta; Magnoliopsida; Ericales; Theaceae.
GGCAAAGCAAAGCAACCCCACAACGCUCUAGACUCUGUCAUCAAUUUUGAGGAACAAACAAGGUCACGACUUUCUCAAGACUCAUUCAACAUUCUCGCCAUCGCAAAUUUGCAUUUUCAGGUACUUUUCAAUUCGAUUUUCACAGUUCUCAUGCUUUGAAUCUGUUCUCAAAUAGAGGUGUUCGUUUGAAAUUUCGAUUUUGAUCGUGAAUUGUAUAGGGAUUUUCAGUGUCAAGAAUAGUGAUGGGGGACCACAUGGUUUUAUGCGUUGACCAUCUUGUUAAACCCGAAUCAUUGCAUUCACUACAAGGGGAUGAGGUCUCAGGAUCUUCUGGAGAGGGUUCUUGCUCUCACACAAUUGAUUCCUCCACCUCCAUUGAUAUCAAGGAUGUGGUGGAACAUGGUGGAGAUGAUGAACAAGAACCACUUAUUCAAGCAGUGGAGUGCCGCAUUUGCCAGGAGGAGGAUAGCAUCCAAAAUAUGGAGUUUCCUUGUGCUUGUAGUGGCAGCCUGAAGUUUGCUCAUAGGAAGUGUGUGCAGCGAUGGUGCAAUGAGAAAGGAGAUAUAACUUGUGAGAUCUGUCACCAGCCUUACCAACCUGGUUAUACUGCCCCACCACCUGCUCCUCACACUGAAGAUACUACAAUUGAUAUCAGUAGCGGUUGGACACUCUCUGGUACGCCUUUAGACUUGCAUGACCCACGACUUUUGGCUAUGGCAGCAGCGGAACGACAUCUUCUGGAGGCUGAAUAUGAUGAAUAUGCUGAUACCAAUUCAAAUGGAGCCGCCUUUUGCCGCUCUGCUGCUCUGAUUUUAAUGGCUCUUCUACUUUUGAGGCAUGCUCUAUCCAUCAGCAAUGGUGAUGAUGAUGAUGCUUCCACCUAUUUCUCUCUUUUCUUGCUGCGGGCUGCUGGCUUUCUUCUCCCAUGCUACAUUAUGGCCUGGGCUAUCAGUAUUUUGCAGCGUCGAAGGCAAAGACAGGAAGCUGCAGCAGCACUCGCAGCAACAGAAGUUGCCUUCAUGAUACAGGCAGGGCAACGUAGGGGUUUGCAUUUCACAAUUGCACCGGGAUCUGCAGUGACACCAGGACCUGCGGUGACUCCCCAGCAAGAGCCAGUUCAAUAAUAUGACGGUUUUUCUGAGAACUGGUAAUUGUCUGCAUAAGUUUAGAGCCACAUGAUUACAUUGGAGAUUUGAAUGUACUUAUUUGUUACCUUACCACUUGAACAAAAUUGCAAGGAUGAAUUUCUACCCUACAAGUUGUAUCUUGGCACCGCUUUAUUUCCGCAGAAAAUUUGAAUUUCUUUCUUUACUUUCUUAUGCUUGUACAUAAUUAUACCGUGAACAGGAAGAGCAUCUGUUGCUGCUGGGGUAAUGUAUGUUAAUCGAGUUGUUGUCUACGUUUGAGUGUUAUUUGGUGUGAUUGUGAGGUACAUUCUUCAAGUUCAUAGUAUGUGAACUUUUUUUUGUUUUUCAAUUUA